Messenger RNA from Spea bombifrons (plains spadefoot toad), 785 nucleotides. It is a transcript of the gene GMFB, whose product is annotated as glia maturation factor beta. NCBI's taxonomy places the organism in Eukaryota, Metazoa, Chordata, Amphibia, Anura, Pelobatidae. Gene Ontology annotation, cellular component: actin cortical patch. The record is from RefSeq and is a predicted model, not a curated record. Gene Ontology annotation, molecular function: actin binding; Arp2/3 complex binding. The transcript has 7 exons. The coding region runs from base 155 to 583 and encodes 142 amino acids. Gene Ontology annotation, biological process: negative regulation of Arp2/3 complex-mediated actin nucleation; actin filament debranching.
GCAGCCACGAUCCACCCAGUAGCUGAAACUUUCUUAUUGUGAUUGGUUGGUGUCAAAAUCACAUGACUGUGGCUUCAGUCUGGGUGUUGGUGGACGAGGCUACAGCGACCAGCCCUAGGUUUCCAAGCACUGCAGAGCCGGCUGGAGAGCGGACAUGAGUGAGUCUCUGGUUGUAUGCGAUGUGGAUGAAGAGCUUGUGGAGAAGCUAAAGAAGUUUCGUUUCCGGAAAGAAACCAACAAUGCUGCUAUUAUUAUGAAAAUUGAUAAAGACCGGCGUCUGGUCGUGCUAGAGGAGGAACACGAGGGCAUUUCUCCAGAUGAACUCAAAGAUGAGCUCCCAGAAAGACAACCGAGGUUUAUAGUGUACAGUUACAAGUACCUGCAUGAAGAUGGUAGAGUCUCCUACCCGUUGUGUUUCAUUUUCUCCAGUCCCGUGGGUUGUAAGCCGGAGCAGCAGAUGAUGUACGCAGGAAGCAAAAACAAGCUUGUUCAAACAGCCCAGCUCACAAAGGUAUUUGAAAUCAGGAACACUGAAGAUCUUACCGAAGAAUGGCUGACCGAGAAACUCGGCUUUUUCCAUUAAUUUGUAUACCUGUCUUUUUUUUCUUUCUUUUUCUUUCUAUAUAAAAGAGCGUGGAGUGUUUUCAUUGUACUUCUUCAUUCUCUUCUAGACAAGAUGCCCACCCAGUGAGUGUCUGUGUUUUAAAAGCUGCGUGGAAAUCUAUUUUCUACCUAAAACGUAAUUGCUUACAAUAUCCAUGCUGCCCCUCUGAUUAACCUGUUCA